This is a messenger RNA of Vitis riparia (riverbank grape), 2196 nucleotides long. RefSeq lists its product as uncharacterized. Bases 232 to 1716 code for a protein of 494 amino acids. The record is from RefSeq and is a predicted model, not a curated record. NCBI's taxonomy places the organism in Eukaryota, Viridiplantae, Streptophyta, Magnoliopsida, Vitales, Vitaceae. The transcript is spliced from 3 exons.
GCCGGCCAUGUCUGGGUUUCAAAAUUGCUCUCUCCGCAGGAGCCAUCAACUCUACGCAUAGACCGCUUUAUAAGAAGGAAAAUUUCAAGACAUCGCCAACAAAGUGUUUGACAGAGAAAGAAACGGCAAAUCCACAACCAAACACACACAGAGAAAGACCUCAUAGCCCAUAGCCUCAUUCAAACUAGAGACAAAGUGGGAGAGAAAUUCAAGUUUUCUUGCCUUUGUGUAAUGCAUCAUAAGAAAUCCGAAGUUCAGAUCGGAAAAGAAAGCAGCGGCGUCUCUUCCGAUUACAAUCGCACCCCUUUUCACACCUCUUCUUCUGAAUCCAAUGCCCCUCAUUUUCUCUCCUCCCAGGAUGACCCCGUCACUCCCACCCCUUCCACUACGCCCAUUCUCUCCACUCCCCACAAACGACCCCUCAUGACCCACAUCCCAUCUCUCACCAAAUCCCCAACCUUCGCCUCCGCUCUUCACAAUUACCAAGCCUCCACAGCCCCACAAUUCAAUUCCCAUUUCCCCGCAACCCCACAAUUCAAUUCCCAUUUCUCUUCCCUCUUUUCCAUCUCUCCCUCUCUGAAGACAAUCGCUGUCCGCCUUUUCCACCGCCUUCGUCGUUUUCGGGUUCAUUUUCGCUUUAUUCUCCUCCUCACUCUGCCUUUUUUCUGGCUCCUGGUUUCCCACCCGACUCACUCGUAUUUCCUUGACUUCUUCUCCGCGUUCUUUUUCUCCGCGGCGCUUCUCUUCUCGCUCAAUCUCGCACUCCCUCGCCUGCCCUCGAUACGUCUGUUCUUAGCCCGAUCGUUUCCAGUUAAGCUCGUUUCGGGGUGUGCUAUAUCGAGGCCAGCUUUGCCGGUGUUUUGGUCAAUUGGGUCCAGGCCGAAACCUGAAAAGAAGGCGAAUUCAGGGUGUUGUGUUGAGGUUUACAAUAAUGGAGAUGUGUAUGAAGGGGAGUUACAUAAGGGUAAGUGUUUAGGCAGUGGAGUUUAUUACUAUUACAUGAGCGGGAGAUAUGAGGGGGAUUGGGUUGAUGGCAAGUAUGAUGGGUAUGGGGUGGAGACUUGGGCGAGGGGAAGCCGGUACCGCGGUCAGUAUAGGCAGGGUCUCAGGAAUGGGUUUGGAGUGUAUAGAUUUUAUACUGGUGAUGUUUAUGCUGGGCAAUGGUCGAAUGGGCAAAGUCAUGGGUGUGGAACCCAUACUUGUGAAGACGGUAGUCGAUAUGUGGGGGAAUUCAAGUGGGGUGUUAAGCACGGCCAUGGCCACUAUCAUUUUAGAAAUGGGGACACAUAUGCUGGAGAAUACUUUGCAGACAAGAUGCAUGGGUUUGGAAUUUAUAAGUUUGCCAACGGUCAUCGGUAUGAGGGAGCCUGGCAUGAGGGUAGAAGGCAAGGGCUUGGAAUGUACACCUUUAGAAAUGGAGAGACUCAAUCUGGGCACUGGCAAAAUGGGAUUCUUGACAUCCCAAGCACUCAAAGCACAACCUAUCCUGUAUCUCCUAUUGCUGUUUAUCAUUCCAAAGUACUCAAUGUUGUUCAGGAAGCACGCCGAGCAGCAGAGAAGGCCUAUGAUGUGACGAAGGUGGAUGAAAGGGUGAACAGGGCAGUCGCAGCAGCUAACAGGGCAGCUAAUGCAGCAAGAGUAGCAGCAAUAAAGGCCGUCCAAAAGCAGAUACAUCAGAAUAGUAACAAUAACCAUAUCCCAAUUCCAAUGGUGUAAUAUUGUGGAUAUCAACUUACUUAACACUACAAAACUGAGACUUCUACGUCCCAAAACAGCAGCAAGAGGAGGAUGGAUGAUGUGAUUUUCCCUCCCAAGUUGCAUUCUGUCCUUUACUUUUCGAUCUUCACUUUUGAAAUCUCCCAUCUUUACUCCGGAGGAUAUAAUCCAAGGUGCAGACUUGGAACCCAUUUCUAGAAGGGGAAAUGAUGGGUGAAUCAAGGAGAGGAUCAAUCUUCCUUUUUGGUACAGCAUCGUAUAUAUAUAAAUAUAUGAUAGAGAGACAUGACACCCAUAAGUUUAUUAAUUUUGUUCUUUUUUCCUUUCACUGUUGUAAAGCUUAGCUAGUUGUAUUAUAAGUGCUGGUGCCCAGUGAGAACUUGACCCAGCCAGUGUUGUAUAAGUCAUGGUCUUGAUAAAUGGAACUACUAUAACAUUUGAGCAUUGUACCACUGGAGAGCAGGCUACUUUUGUUUCUCA